GACGCCUGUUGGGUAGCUGGAUGCAGAUGCCGCCCUAGGUAGGAUGCUGCUGUGGCUGCUGCUCAACCGUCAGAAUAUAGUUUGACAUACUCUUGGAGAUCCCGUGACGUCCCAGAGGUUGCCUUCUAUCGUCGUGAUGCCAACCUCGAGCCCUCCUCCUCACCACCGCCGCUCUCCAAUUUUCCUCUGCAGCCCCGCCCCUCGCGCAACCUUCCAGGAGCGCCGCAAUUGAUCGUCUACCGUCGCUUUCCACCACGCCAGAUGCUGCUGUCACGACAAGUCUCUGACAGCACAUCUCCCUCGCCCUUUCAUGCAAACCACUGCCGCACCCAAGCCGUCCGCGAAUGCUACUGCUCCGCUCCAAAAGCCCAUUCGCUUCGUAACCAAUUCCGACGGCCCCUAUGCGAAGCGAAGGAGAAUCAACUCGGCCUGCUUGACCUGCCGGAGGAAGAAGACACGCUGCUCGGGCGAGCGUCCAGUCUGUGGGACAUGCAAACAGAAUAAACACGAGUGCGCGGGAUACGGCGCCGACGCCGAUGCUACGACCAGCAACGACACCACCAACAAGGAUGCAAAGGACACGAAAAAGCAAGGGCUGCGCCAACGUAAACCUUCGGCAGACACAUCUCUUCCUAGCAAUGGCCGUCCGAAGCAGGAAGAGCCCCUUCCAUCGCCAGUGCCGUCCCGUCAACCGCUUCGUCAUGCGGCCCUUCACGCGUCGCCGGAUCAAGACUCGUCCAGCACAGCGAAGGUGCCCAGCGCCACAAAUGAUGCGUCCUUGUCCCUGAGCACUCGCAACCGGAUGCCCUUCUUUCGGUAUUUUGGGCCCACCGCCAUCAUGCCGGGCUUCAAGCAAAUGGUGGUCAAGGUGCGCGGCAAGGCGCACUCGACGAGCCAUACUUCUUCAGAUGCUCUCGAGUCCUCGCCAGGUCACGCUGCAUCCGCUGCAUCACCCACUACCCCUGGCUUUCGCACGCCCGUCGAACUCCCAGUCUACGACACUUCCACCACAGCUCCACCCCCCUUGAUUACACAUCUCUGCAAGCUCUUCAUGGUCCACUUUGGCUGCACCUUUCCGUUCCUGCAGCCCGAGCGUUUUCUGCGUGACCUCGAGGAGAAGCAGGUGGACGCUAUCCUCGUGGAUGCUGUUUGCGCACUAGCCGCACGCUUCUCCACGCACCCGCUGUUGACUGGCUCGGCAGAAGCGAAGAAGGACGGAGAGAGCUCGAGGAUACAACCUCACGAGUAUGGCCAGGCCUUUGCUCAAAGGGCCAAGUCAGCCAUUCCAGAUGCUUUCCACUGCCCCAGCGUGGCCGUUGUGCAGGCUGCGCUUCUGCUCGCGUAUGACGAGUUUGGUGCCAACCGGGAUAGUGGACUAUGGAUGUAUUUGGGCAUUGCCAUUCGAAUGGCCCAGGAUCUGGGUAUGCAGACGCUCGAAGGGCUCAAGUACGAGGGACGCGGCGGGCCCACCCCCGAAUCCGUGAAGACGGAUCCUAACGCAGGGUUGAACAACGGUUCGCCCACCUCCGGGCCGCCACGAAGGACUGCUAGCACGUCUGAAGAAGCAGAACAACGAGCAGUCGAACGAGAAAGAUUGGAUACUUUCUGGUCAAUAUUUUUCUUGGACCGUGUCAUCUCUUCGGGAACCGGACGGCCCGUGACCCUCCGCGACAGGGACAUUGAGAUCUCUUUUCCUUCGUUGGACGAGGUCGACCCGACCUCUGGUUGGCCACUACCUUUCCCUGCACUAAUUCGAAUCAUACACUUAUAUGGCCGAGUUACGGAUCUGCUAAAUCGCAUCAAAGAAAAGGCACACAUAACGGAAGCGCUUCGCAAGCAGCUGGACACUCUGGAAUUCCAUCUAACAGAAAUCUAUCAGGGGCUCUCACCUAAGCUUCACUUCAACGCAGUCAACUUCCAACACUAUGUCAAGAUCAGACAAGGCACCAAUUUUCUCCUCCUGCAUUGUUGGUUUCACACCCUCAUUGUGCUUCUACACCAGCCGACGUUGCUCAAGACUUUCGAAGGCAGUGCACAUCACCUUUCGAAUAAUAGUCGAGAGCUUUCAAUGUCCUCGGCAAAGACGGUGGCCGAUAUCUUGGCUUUCACAGAUCUCAUCGAUGCAAAAACUGGUGUGGGUAAUCCUUUCACGAGCCAACCCAUCUACAUCGUAGCAUGUGCUUUCCUCAAAGAAACUGCCCUGCACACCACAUCCUCGCAGCCACAUUCACGUCCUUCAUCGCCUGGCUCGGCCCAGGAUGACCACCCUGUGAACGCCAACCAACCUUCAAUCGAUCACCUAGACUUCGAUAACCCACCCCGGCCCCCCAACGCCAUUCGAGCGGGCUGUGCAAAUGAUCAUGAUCAGAAGCAGGCGCACAAACACACCUUGCUCGCUUCGGCCGCAAACCAGAACUAUCAGCGAUGCUACAGAGCUCUGAAGUCACUAGAGACAUAUUGGGCCGGAGUCAAGUAUAUCCUCACAGUCUUGGACCAGAAAGCCAAGGGCGUGGGCGAUCCGCUUUUGUACACUGCCGAAGAGGUGGAGAAUGCUCUAGAGCAGCCGAGACCGGAACCUUCUUUCACGAGCCCCGGCUGGCGGCGAAAGCUCAGCUGGGGCGCCUAUCUGACUUCUGAGGGCAUGGGUGCUGAGAACGCGGCGAAGGUCACCGCCGCUAUUCGUGCGCGUACGCCCACAAUUGCUGGAACACCACUGCCUACGACAGGUCAAGCUAUCGGAUGGUCACUAACCGGCACGAUGAACUCUCCAUCGACCAAUGUCGCCGUUAUGUAUCCCCCAGAAGCCAGCAAUCAUCGCGAUAAGCCGGCCAAACAUAUGCUCCAACCGUCCAUCGCCUCUGUCCUAUCUGACUCUCCUACCAAUCCGCCUCAGUUCAGGGCGGAGAUUCUCACGCAGAGGCGCGCAUCCGCUCCGGUUCCUCCUCCGCAGCUCAUCGACUCUGCAGCCAUGCCACCCCCACCGGAAUCUCAGAUUCAUCCUCUUGCCGCGGACCCUUCGCUCAUCUCGGACGCCGACCUCCUCCUCAACCUCCAUUCGCCCCUGAACAAUGCAAACUCCUCCCACAUGCUGCAUCCGACACCAAGAAAUCCGCCACUGUCACUACCUCCUUCCACCUUCCCGAACACCCCCAGCUCCUUAGCAAUUGCACCUCCUCACACCAUCCCUCCUUCUCUGGAACUGUCGCCGUCCUCCCUCUUCGGCGCCUACCCAACCGCCUCGGGCUCGGAAGCCUUCGGCGAUAUGGUGAUUGACUCGCAAGACGUCGACAUGUCCGCUCUAGGUGCGGACAUGAUGCCGUGGGACUUGGAAUACCUACCGCACGAUUUUAUAUUUUAUGGCGAGGGCUCGUUUGGGGCAGUGGAAGAGGAACCCCGUGAUGGUAGCGCGGAUGGAGAUACGGGGCCCGGGGCGGAACAAGGGUGAUGCAGAAGAUGCGUGGACAUGAUGCGUCUUUGUACAGGAGAUUAAGGUGAUUGGUGAGGUUCUGGUCUGGUUUUUGUUUUACCGUGAUAUCCCUUUGUGCAGUUUUGGGUUGAAAAUUCCAAUGGGCUUACAGUACAGCGUUGUCAAGGACCAGGAAUGGACGUGUUGUAAUACAUUAUACGCACGAUCUACCUUUUUACGAGUUUCGUUCGAACGGAGAUGCAUUCGAAGAUAGGAUGCUAACCCAUUGCUAUCCUGGCGCUUGCGUUCUCAUUCAGCUGCACGCACAGUUAUCAUUUACAAGAAAGAGGAGGGUACAGUUCCUUGGGUCAGAGACGUCCCCUGACAUACUCGAAAUGAGAUACCGCCAUCAUCAG
Molecule: messenger RNA, 3822 nt
Organism: Westerdykella ornata
Lineage: Eukaryota; Fungi; Ascomycota; Dothideomycetes; Pleosporales; Sporormiaceae
Exons: 6
Coding region: 311-3445 (1044 amino acids)
Biological process (GO): DNA-templated transcription; regulation of DNA-templated transcription
Molecular function (GO): zinc ion binding; DNA-binding transcription factor activity, RNA polymerase II-specific; DNA binding
Source: RefSeq, a predicted model, not a curated record